AAGAAAAAUUAAAAUUAGGGUAAAGGGAAAGUCUAUGCGAAGUCCUCUCAUCUCAUUCAGUUCUCACUUAACCUUCUCAGUGUUGCAGUAGCAGCAGCUCUGGACUUGCCCAUAUCAUCUCCAUCAAUCAAUCUGCUGCCGUCGCUUCUCUCUGGUGAAUCCUGAUUUCAGGUUUCCAAUUGCGACCGGAUCACCCCGUGGCAACGUGUAACCAUUAGUCAGUAGGCUUUAUCUUCUGAGGCAAACAUUUAAGCCUCCAGCUUGAUAUUAUAGCUAUUGACGUUUGAUAUCCUUUGUAGAGGCAUUUGACAUUAACUGGAUGGACCAGUAUGUGAAAGUUGAAAAGAUAGGAGAAGGAACAUAUGGAGUGGUAUACAAGGCUCGUGAUCGAGUAACCAAUGAGACUAUAGCUCUGAAGAAAAUACGCUUGGAGCAGGAAGAUGAAGGUGUUCCAAGCACUGCGAUUAGAGAAAUUUCCCUCUUGAAGGAGAUGCAGCAUGGGAAUAUUGUCAGGUUGCAUGAUGUGGUGCACAGUGAGAAGCGACUGUAUUUGGUUUUUGAGUAUCUGGACUUGGAUUUGAAGAAGCACAUGGAUUCUUGCCCUGAAUUUGCUAAGAAUCCUCGUCUGAUAAAACAAUUCCUUUAUCAGAUACUUCGUGGCAUUGCUUACUGCCAUUCUCAUAGAGUUCUCCAUCGAGAUUUAAAACCACAAAAUCUCCUUAUAGAUCGUCGUACCAAUGCACUAAAGCUUGCAGAUUUUGGAUUGGCCAGAGCAUUUGGCAUACCUGUUAGGACAUUUACACAUGAGGUUGUAACCCUGUGGUAUAGGGCACCAGAAAUUCUGCUUGGAUCUCGACAUUACUCAACUCCAGUUGAUGUGUGGUCAGUGGGAUGUAUAUUUGCUGAGAUGGUGAAUCAGCGGCCAUUAUUCCCUGGGGACUCUGAAAUUGAUGAACUAUUCAAGAUUUUUAGGGUCUUGGGAACUCCGAAUGAGGACACAUGGCCUGGGGUUACAUCUUUGCCUGACUUCAAGUCUGCCUUUCCAAAGUGGCCACCUAAGAUCUUGGCAACUGUAGUUCCAACUCUCGAAGCUGCUGGCGUUGACCUUCUUACUAAAAUGCUGUGCUUGGAUCCCAGCAAGAGAAUUACAGCCAGGAGUGCUCUUGAGCAUGAAUACUUCAAGGACAUUGGUUUUGUACCCUAGUUCUGUUUCUGAUCAAUAUUAAUACAUAUUAUAUAAUGUAUCAUCAUUGUACAGCACUUGGUGGAUUUUGAUUGUGUGAGAAACAUGCAUGUUUCCUUCUCUUUGCUCGUCUUUCGGUUUUCUUUGGGUUCAAACUGAUUCAUUAUCCUGGAAUUGUGUAGCAUCUGUCGAAUCUUAUUAUUCUCUAUAUAUGUGUUAUAAAUACAGUGGAGAUACAGAGGGUUGGCGAGGAAUUUUUCGUUCUUUUUCCAGUUUGCUUGUAAUGAACCCUAUCAUUUGCAUUAAUUAAAAAUAUAUUCCUGCCA
Messenger RNA from Manihot esculenta (cassava), 1509 nucleotides. Its product is annotated as cell division control protein 2 homolog A. Lineage: Eukaryota; Viridiplantae; Streptophyta; Magnoliopsida; Malpighiales; Euphorbiaceae. Gene Ontology annotation, molecular function: cyclin-dependent protein serine/threonine kinase activity; ATP binding; cyclin binding. The record is from RefSeq and is a predicted model, not a curated record. Gene Ontology annotation, cellular component: nucleus; cyclin-dependent protein kinase holoenzyme complex; cytoplasm. The transcript is spliced from 10 exons. Gene Ontology annotation, biological process: protein phosphorylation; regulation of meiotic cell cycle; regulation of G2/M transition of mitotic cell cycle. The coding region runs from base 320 to 1204 and encodes 294 amino acids.